Molecule: messenger RNA, 2828 nt
Organism: Pocillopora meandrina
Lineage: Eukaryota; Metazoa; Cnidaria; Anthozoa; Scleractinia; Pocilloporidae
Source: the annotation of a GenBank genome assembly
CAAGAUUCUAGACGGACCAGUCUUGCUUUUAAGUUUAUUAACAUGGUUAUGGCUUCAACUGAACAUGAAGAACAUCAAAGUGAGAUGGACGGAUGUGGAGAAACCAAAAGCCAUGAAUUGCGUGUCAGAAAGCGAAGUCUUCUGCAGAAGUUUGUUGUUGCUAUGUUUGCUGAGGGGAAAACUGAUCUAGAAGUACAGCUUCUUGAUCGUGAACACAAGAAGAGUCCACUAACGCUUGAUUUUGACGACAUCCUGUUGAGAUUACAACACCAAAAGCAGAAACAACCAACAUGUUUUGGUGUCAUGGAAAACCAAGUUACAAUAGACGGUAAAGCCGACGAUCAUGCAACUGGUGAAGAGUUGUGGAACGCUAGAAAAGAAGAGAUCAAAAACACUACUGAAAAAGAUAUGUGGGAAAUGACCAACAGCGCGGGCUCUAAAACAUCUUUUUGUACCGUAUUUAAGCAAAGAAAACAUGGAAUGGUGCUUUUUCCGGAUGAUGGUAAAUUUGGUCUCUCUAACUCCGGAUUUGAAGAUGAUGGAGAUGAUGAUGAUAAGAAGGAAAGCCUUUGCGUUACAUCAGUUAGGAAGCAAAAAAAAUCUGUGACUUUCGAUCCUUCUGGACUUCUUGAAAUGCUGUUAAUGAACGGAACAGAACGACAGGGAUUAAAUCUCGAUCACACGCCUGACAACAAAACGAGUCCGAAUGAAAGUAUUCCAAAACAACACGGCGGAAAAAUCGAAAGAAUAGAAGAUUCCAAUACCACAGAUAAUUCACUAACUUCAGCGGAUAACCCUGAUCUUCAUGGUCUCCCUGUUCAAUCGACAAGUUCUACAUCUGAGGGAAGACGUCCAAAAGGAAUCAAACACUGGCUAAAAGAUCCAAACGUGUACAUGGUAAACCCUCCCGUUUCCAACUAUCCUUGUUUCUUGAUUUGGUUGACACUCUGUGAUGUUUUUCUCCUGCUUCAAUUUUCAGAUAGCCAUUAUCUUUACAUGUACAUGCCUUGCGCAGGACUCUGUGUACAGCUAUUUACCGCUAUUCCUCACAGAGAGAUUAUCAUUCCCCAAGGUAUAGUUCAAUCUGAUGUGCUCAGUUGUUUUCAAACUCAUUAAUAAUUAUAAUAGUCUCAUCGUGUUUUUAUCCUGAAUCAGGCAGCUACCGCUUAUUUUCCACUCGUCCUCCUAACCAGUGGCUCUUUAGCGAGUUCAGCCUGUAAGAAACUGAAAAGGAAAAUUGGAAGUAAGGUAAGAUCAGAUUAACAGCUUCUUCUAGCUGGUCACUCCACGUUUGUGAUAGUGGAAAUGCAUUGAUUGCGCCAAACGUCAGCUUGUUUACUUGUUGAUGAUGAGUGGCUGAGAGGGUCAAUAAAUCAACGAUCAUCUUAAUGACUUUAUUUAACUUAACUCGACAAAUGAACCAUCUUUUCUCAAGUUACGAUAGUUAGAAGUUCGAUUCCUCAAAGGAUUCUCAGAUCUUUUCUUUGUGUCUUGCUUGUUACAGAACCAAGAACAACUUUAUUUGUUAAAUUAGUUUUACUAACUUUCAUACUUUCAUUGAUAUGCACAUCUAGUGGAGCUACCUUCUGGCAAGCUUAUUAGUGAUGGGUGGCGCUGUUUGGAGCUAUUUUCAAACUUUCUCCACCAGACAAUCAACUUAUGCACCAGUGGUUAUGAUAGGAAGUGGUCUGUCCAUUAUGUACGUCAUGGCACUGGUCUUCAUCACCGAGCUGAUCGGGGAAAAUAAGGUUAGUACUUUGAAACAAGUUUGAAUGGUUUCGAAGAAAGAGCAAGUCGCAGACUCUGAUCAGUUCAGUUAUAGUGCAUUUCCAACCAGCCAUUUUUGAAUUUGAAAUGACAUGGAAUUUCUUUUGUAUGUCGCAAAACAAAAUCCAAACUAGUCCCAACUCUUUGUCAGAACGAAAUAAACUCUUACAAGCAGCUAUUGAGAAUUUAAAGUAGAUACAGUAUGAUCGCCUGAAGUUUGGUAAAAUUUCGAGUUACAUCUGAUCAGUUGAGAGACUAUUGCAAGUUUUCAAGGCCAAUCACAGAGGGUAAUGAAAAAGAACCGUUUCAUUCGCGGACUAGUUCCGAAACCCAUGAUCAGGGUGAAUAUUUUUCCACAGUGCUCUCUAUAAAUUUACCGUGAAACUAACAAGGAGAAUUUUUCUAACAUUCAAGACCUUUAUUUUGAUUGGCGAUCAUUUACCUUUUUCUCUCUUGACGUAAAUUUUUAAUUCAGCAUUGACACUGUGAGGAGAAGUUAAAGACCUGUUCGUCUUAUUGAGUAAAGAAUCAAAAUAUACGUAAAUGUUAGUACUAAUGAUGGUUUCUCAUCUGAGACCAAUGAGUUAAUACGGUGAUUUCCUGUCAGGAAACCAGUGGAUCAGUGUUUUCCAUUAUCACCGUAAUCGCCAGAAUCUCAAGCGGUGCACUUAUCAUUGGUAUACAGGAAUUUUAUCCGGAAGAAAGGUUGGUCUAUCAAAUCUUUAUUGUAAUUUACCCUAGAAGGAACAAGAAACAUGCUAUAUAAAACGUUUAGAUGACUAGCCGAUUUGUUAAAACUCGAAAAGUACAUUCAACAUGUUUGUCUUUACUAGCUUGACCAGGCCAUCCUUGACAAUUUGAAAUUUUAACAACAGUUUUAAAGUUAUGCACGAUUUAGUAAACUCCUCAAUUCCUUUAUUUAAUUUAGAACCAGCUCAAAUGAAGCGGUUAACAACUACGUACGGCAUGUGUUUGUAAUGGCGCCUGGAGUAUUAACUCUGGUGGGAUUCUUGCUGGUUUUGUUUUUCCAACCAUCUAACUUUAUCUGCAAAAGUAAAGGU